CUUAGCAUGUUAGCAUGUCAGCAGCGGUUACCGGGCAGUCUUUCUCCCGGUGUUUGUGUAGUUAAACAUUCUAACCGGAGAUCUGUGGCGACCGGAAAACAUGAAACACGGACAGAUAGAGGGAGACAGAGGCCAUUUUUGCUAGCUGAACUAGUCAGCUAGCAAAAAGCACCAAGUUUACACCAAUACACUAUCCAAGCCAAAUCUAACACUUAGCCUUGACCUUCGAUCAGAAGAUGAGGAGCAGGGGGCUUGUUACCCAGAAUCCUUUGAGGUUGGCGCCUCUGAGCAGCAGCUCUUUGAGGAGGUGGAGGUUAAGGUGGAAGAAGGCGAUGGUGAUGAAGACUAUCGUCAGGAUCCAGACUUCACGUUCAAGGAGGAGGAAGUUGAUGAUGGCGAUGUAGACUGUUGUCAGGGUUCAGGCCUCAGAUUUAAGAUGGAGGAAGAGGAAGAUGAUGAUGAUGAUGAAAACUUCCGUCAGGAUCCGGACUUAAGUUUUGAGGUGGAGGAAGAGGAUGAUGGUGAUGUAGAGUCCUGUCAGGAUCCAGACUUUAGUCCUCAUCAGAAAGCCAGGAGGAGAAAUCCGUCAUCGUCACAGAGCAGCGGCGGGAAGGCAGGUGGCAAGCUGAGAGCCCGGGCAGAUGUUAAAGUGAGGAAGGAGCAUCAGUGUAACGAGUGUUCGAAGAGCUUCGACCGUCCGAGUCGUCUAAGGAUCCAUCAAAGGACUCACACCGGUGAGAAACCGUUCGAGUGCUCUGACUGUGACAAACGCUUUAAGAGUAAAUCCAUCCUGUCAGCUCACCUGAAGACUCAUGGUGGCGAGCGGCCAUUCUGCUGUCACGAGUGUGGGAAGUGUUUCCUACAGAGGCAGGCGCUGGUGGAGCACAUGAGGACUCACACGGGCGAGAGGCCCUUUACCUGUCAGCUCUGUAGCCUGAGCUUCUUUGCUAAGAGUCACCUGCAGCGCCACCUGCUGACCCACACAGGUGAACGCCGCCAUCAGUGCGUGGAAUGCGGGAAGUGCUACAAGAGGAAGGAGCACCUGAGCAGUCACAUGCGCGUCCACAGCGGCGAGCGUCCGUUCAGCUGCAUGGACUGUGGCCGCAGCUACAGAGAGCGAGGACGCCUUCAGCUGCAUCUGAGGACACACACAGGUGACAGCAAACGCCAUGCCUGCACGCUGUGUGGCCUGCGCUUGGUGUCGGCCAAUCACCUGCAGAGACACAUGCAGACACACGGUGGCGAGCGGCCGCACCGCUGCCCUGACUGCAGCAAAUGCUUCAGCAGGAAAGACAAGAUGAUGGAGCACAUGAGGAUCCACACCGGAGAAAAACCGUACCAGUGCUCCAAGUGUCAGCUCAGCUUCAGGUGGAGGGCGGCACUCAACGCCCAUAACCAUACUCACUCUGUGGAGAAAGAGCAGCUCUGAUUGGACAGCCAGGACUCAGGCUGAGAUUUAAUCGGCACUUUACUGGACAACAGUCAGGUGAUAUUUUCACCUGUAAAGAAUCAGAAGUUCAACACACACCGCAUGCCUUUUAGAGUCAGGAGAAGAAGUCCAGGUACAGAAGAGGACAGUUGAUUUUUAUUAGAAAUUAAAACUUCCCUGAAUGUGGGACAACAUGUUGACUACAGAGACUUUACCAGCUGGAAUUUACUCCCCUGGUGAGUCCAUACACAGGAGUCAGUGUUUCCCCUAGGUUAGUUUUUUUUUUCUUGUUAUUUACGUGACAACGCCUGAAUGCAACACAGGCUCCCCUCUAAUUGAGUGUGUGAAGACUGCCGUGCUGCAGUGCUGUGCGAGCGGCGUGUUUGACUGUGCAUAACAGCAGUCUUUUGAUGGUCAGGAAAAUGCGGCCCGAGCCGUGCUCUAGUGUGCUCAUCUGCGUGCGUGCGUGCGUGUGUGUGUGUGUGUGUGUGCGUGUGUGCUCAUCUGUGUGCGUGCGUGUGUGUGUGUGCGUGUGUGCAUGCGUGUGUGCGCGUGUGGUGGUGCCUUUAUCCAGGAUUUUUUGGCUUCCUUUUUUUACAGUGAGAGGAAGUGGAAACAAGUCAUCUAUCUUUAUAUACAGUCUGUAGAUUAAACAGUGUGUAAAAUUAAGGAGGUUCGAUUCACAGCUGUCCUCCAUCACAGUGUUCUGCUGUAUUUGUACUGUCAGUAUCUCAGAGAACUUCAAAGACAGUUAAUGUUUGGAUGUACAUUUCCUUUUAUGCAUCAAUAUGUCUGUUUCUGUACUGGCAUUUGUUAAUUUAUGAAUCAACCUAUUUCAGCGAUGACUAAUGACUUCACAGAGUUUUUUUAGAUAUUGAUUGAUCACUUUUAUUUUAAAACCAACACACUGACAAAGAGUCUGUGUUAUGUUACGUCAAGUCUGUAAUGAAUGAUUAAAAAUGUCUGAGACUCCUCAUGUGGAAUUAAAACUGAAAAAAGGA
Messenger RNA from Epinephelus fuscoguttatus (brown-marbled grouper), 2430 nucleotides. RefSeq names its product gastrula zinc finger protein XlCGF7.1-like. The transcript has 3 exons. Gene Ontology annotation, biological process: regulation of transcription by RNA polymerase II. The coding region runs from base 437 to 1429 and encodes 330 amino acids. The record is from RefSeq and is a predicted model, not a curated record. Gene Ontology annotation, molecular function: RNA polymerase II cis-regulatory region sequence-specific DNA binding; DNA-binding transcription factor activity, RNA polymerase II-specific. NCBI's taxonomy places the organism in Eukaryota, Metazoa, Chordata, Actinopteri, Perciformes, Serranidae. Gene Ontology annotation, cellular component: nucleus.